Molecule: messenger RNA, 354 nt
Organism: Mesorhabditis spiculigera
Lineage: Eukaryota; Metazoa; Nematoda; Chromadorea; Rhabditida; Rhabditidae
Source: the annotation of a GenBank genome assembly
AUGUCCCGGAGCGCCUGGUUGCUGCUGCUGGUCGUCGGCCUGUCGAUGGCCAACCGAAACACGGAAGAUCGAUUGAGGGAGAUAGACAGACAGCUGACGGAACUCCAGGGGAAGACUACCGCCCUCGAGGAGAAUAAGGCCGGCGAGACGGUGGUGAUCGCCCUCACGAUGAUAAUGGUGGUGAUUUCCGGACUCGCCUGCUGUGCCGGUAUCGGGGUCGUUUUUCUUUGUUUCGGCAUUCGAAACCUGUCGAACCGGAUCAAGAAGGUGAAGGAGACGACGAAGAAGAAGGCCAGUACCCCGGACGACGGCGGCGGGACGACCGAGGAGAACACGUUGGCCCCGCAGCUCCCC